UCUCUGGCAGCCUUUGUCUUGGACCACCAAUGUCUUGUUUCCACAUAUAUUGGACAAUUUGACAAAAUUACUGACGCCAAGGCUAAUCUUGAGAGAAAAAUGAGGACUGCAUACUUUGCCAAGCAUCCCAAGAGAAAACGAGGUCCAGGAUUAAAGGUGAAUCUUGAAAAACUGUGGUCAUCUUCUAAGCUAGAUGAUUCAGUCGAAAUCGAAGGAAAUAAAACUUUAGAAGCAUCUAUUAAGGCUAGUGGACGAAAGGCUAGAAAGCGACUAGAGAUAUUUAUUGAAUAAGGCUCACUUACAAUUCGGUUUAUGUUAAUUUUUUCUUCUAAUAGAAUAGAAAUGCGACAAGAGAGAAAGAGACAAAAGAGAAUGAAAGUGAACAAUCC
This is a messenger RNA of Cokeromyces recurvatus, 389 nucleotides long. RefSeq lists its product as uncharacterized. The record is from RefSeq and is a predicted model, not a curated record. The transcript has a single exon. Bases 100 to 291 code for a protein of 63 amino acids. Lineage: Eukaryota; Fungi; Mucoromycota; Mucoromycetes; Mucorales; Mucoraceae.